Molecule: messenger RNA, 2196 nt
Organism: Paramecium tetraurelia
Lineage: Eukaryota; Ciliophora; Oligohymenophorea; Peniculida; Parameciidae
Exons: 3
Source: RefSeq, a predicted model, not a curated record
AUGAAAGUGUCCCUAUAAGAUUUCGGUUUUCAUCAACCCAACGCUCCUGAAGUUAAUACGCCUAGGUCUUUGGAGGCUUGCAGAAGAGAAGGAAUUAGUCCCAAUGAGAUUGUUAAAGUUUCAUUCGAGGAGUAUUAGAAAAAAUAUAGACUAUCGAAUUUGGAUGCGAAAGGAAUAGAGACGUAUUAUAAACAUUUUGAAGAGAAGAGGGAAGAAAAAUACAGAGAUCUUAUUAAAUAAAGACAUAUAGUUUUGGAAGAUGAAAAGACUGGUUUGUGGAGUCCGGAUGGAUUGGGAAAGAGUAAAAUGAUUUCCAAAUAUUCCUAAUAAGAUGCUUCCUCUUUGAUUGAGAAGGAAAAGCAACAGAUUGAGAAGAUCAAGAAGAAAUAGCAAAAGGAGAUUGAAAAUAUGCUGGAGUUUGAAUUGAAAAUAUAAGAAAUAAAGGAAUAAAAUGAAAAGAAGAUGCAGGAGGAGAGGACGAAGUAGAAAUAGAGAGAAUUGGAAUUGGAAAGGAAAAGGGCCUAAUAGGAAGAAAUCAAGAGACAAAAGGAGUUGCAGAAGUAAUAAAAAAAAGAACAAGAAGAAGAGGCAUUGAAGGAAAGAAUGAAAUUACUUGAAUCUAAGGAACAAGAACGCAUUAAAUAAGAGGAAUUAAAACAAAAAUUAAGAGAUGAAGAAAACAAAAGAAAAGAGGAUGAAAAGAAGGCAUAGUAAGAAAAACUAAGAAAAUUAAAUGAGGAAAACAUUAGAUUAUAAUUGGAAGCAUUAGAAAAAAGAAAAAAGGAAAUGGAUGAGAAGGCUGAGUAGAGGAAGAAAAUGAUGGAAGAACAAAAAGAAAAGAAAAAGCAAGAGGCGGAAAAGGCAAGAAUUGAAAAUGAAGAAAGGAUUAAAUAAGCUAAAGAAAGAAAUGAAUAAGAAGUUCUAAGAGUCAAAGAAGAUGUUGAAAAAAAAUUAUAAAUUAGUGAAUAAAAAAGGUUAUAGUUUGAGGAAGAAAAGAGAAAAAAAUUAGAAUAAUAAAAAAUAGAAGCUGAAUAGCAUGCAGAAAUUAUAAGGAAAGUCAUUGAAUAAAAUGAAUAAAUGGAAUUAGAGAAAAAAAAGGAGUACUUAAAAAAAAUAGAUGAGGCUGAAGAAAGAAGAAAAUAAUUAGAAAAAGAAUAAGAAAGAGAGAAGGAAAAGAGGAGGUAAGAAGAUCAUGAAAAAGAAUAAUAAAGACAUCAAGUAUUAUUGUAAAAUGAGCAAAGAUAAAAAGAGAGAAUUGAAGAAUUCUUGAAAAAAUUUUAAGAUAAGGAUGAGAAUUUAUAAAAAAUUCAAUUUGAAAGAUCUAUUUUAAUUACGGAUAAAAGAAAUCAAGACACAUUAAAGAGAAUUGAUAAAAGAGAUAAUGUUGAAAGAAUUAUGAAGAAAUAAGAAUAUGAUAGAAUGAAAUUAUAAGAAAAACUAAAUGAGAAGAUGGAAAGAGCAGAUAAAAUAUAAGAAGAUUUAGAGUAAUUGUUAUUAUAAAGAUAAAAUAUGAGAAGGGAAAUAGAUAAACAAAAACGAGAUCUUUUAUUGAAACUAGAGAAAAUUAGAGAAGGAAAGAUUCCUCAAUCUGAAAUCUAAAAAUAGUUUGGAAUUACAUCAACUGAUUUAAAGUCAUAAACUCAUGAGGAAUAGAACUUUGCUAGAAAAUCCCAAUCUUAAUCAAUUAAUAAAAAUAAUAAAAAAUUAAUGACUUUGACUAAACCUUUCAGUACUAUUAGAUCAUCCAAAGGCUAAGAUAAACUACCUGAAAUUAAUUCAUCGUCUCCAUAAUUAAAAGAAACUUUGAACAAUCCGCUAAAUACUAAAUCUGUUGAAUCAGCCUAGUAAUUAUUAUAAUAGUAACCAUAAUCCCAAAAAAAAUCUCCAAAAAGAGCUAAAAAACAGGAUAUAGUCAAAUAAAAACCAACUGAACCACCAAGUCCAGAAGUGCUAUUUGAACUAAAUUAAAUUAUUUAGAGAUAAAACCAGGAGAUUAUGAGAGUUUUCAUGGAGGAAUAAGCAAAUGAAAAUAGAAGAGAUGAUAAAUUGAGAAAUUGUAAAUCUGAAAACAGAGCUAAAUUGGAAAAGUUAUAGAGUUUAGAAAGAUAGAAAGCUUAAUAAAGAAUUCAAAAGCUAUAGGAGCAACACUAAUACGAAUAGUAUCAAUUUAAGCUAGCUCACAAUCUUAUUGGUUGA